CAACACCAUCACCCUGAGCGGCCUCCUGCUCAACCUGCUCACCACGCUGCUGCUCAUCGCCUACUGCCCCAGCGCCACCGAGCAGCAGAACAAAGUUAAUUGUUCAGUGCCAGAUGGGGAUGGUGUGGAGGAAAUACGCCUGCCUAAUCCUGGAGCUUUACAAAGACAUUGUGAAAUAAUAAAUGUGUGAACACUAUGCAUGCACUAAAGGAAGUGAUGCAACCACUGGUUCCUUCUGACGCUCCUUUUUGUUUGGGUUCUGUAUCCAUAAACAUGGAUAGAACCAUUCCUACUAAUUAUGUGCACCUCUCUCAAUUUUCAGGCACCUUUUUGGGUAUUCCUCUUGUGUGCAGUAGGACUCUUUGUUUACCAGUCCCUGGAUGCUAUUGAUGGGAAACAAGCCAGAAGAACAAAUAGUAGUUCCCCCUUAGGGGAACUUUUUGACCAUGGUUGUGACUGUAUUUCCACAGUUUUUGUUUCCAUUGGAGCCUGCAUAGCUGUUCGACUGGGAACGAACCCUGACUGGCUAUUUUUCUGUUGUUUUGUGGGGACGUUCAUGUUUUAUUGUGCUCACUGGCAGACAUACGUAUCAGGCAUGUUAAAGUUUGGAAAGGUUGACGUAACUGAAGUUCAGAUAGCCAUAAUGAUCCUCUUCUUGAUGUCUGCAUUUGGUGGAACUACUAUGUGGGACUACAAGAUCCCUUUGAUAGACCUAAAACUGAAGACUUUUCCUGUUCUUGGAAUAGUGGGUGGAGCAUUAUUUUCCUGUUCCAACUAUUUCCAUGUCAUCUUUGGUGGUGGAGUUGGCAAAAAUGGAUCUACAAUCGCAGGCACUAGUGUUCUUUCACCAGGCCUCCAUAUAGGACUAGUUAUCACUUUGGCAAUAAUGAUCUAUAAAAAAUCUACAACUCAGCUGUUUGAAAAGCACCCUUGCCUUUAUGUCUUAACAUUUGGAUUUGUGAGUGCUAAGAUCACACAAAAAUUGGUGGUGGCCCACAUGACAAAAAGUGAGAUCUAUCUUCAAGAUACUGCAUUUAUUGGGCCAGGUCUUCUAUUUUUGGACCAGUACUUCAACAGUUUUAUUGAUGAAUAUAUUGUUCUAUGGAUAGCGUUGGUCAUAUCUUUGUUUGAUUUGCUGAGAUACUCCACUGGUGUAUGCAUGCAGAUUGCUGCUCACCUUCACAUACAUGUCUUCAGAAUUUCAUCACUUCAAGCUCCUGAACAGGUGCAAGUUGUUUCUUCACUGAGCCAUCAGAAUAACAUGGACUGAAGAGACUUGCGUACAGUUGCCAUCUCUUGCUGUUGCUGUUACGAGAAAGGAGAUAACACUGAACAAAUGCAACAUUUAGGAAAAAAAAUUCAUCAGUCUGAUAUAUUGAAAGAAUUAAAAGUGAAUGUUAAAUGAU
Molecule: messenger RNA, 1406 nt
Organism: Gopherus evgoodei (Goodes thornscrub tortoise)
Lineage: Eukaryota; Metazoa; Chordata; Testudines; Testudinidae
Gene: CHPT1
Product: choline phosphotransferase 1
Exons: 11
Coding region: 299-1270 (323 amino acids)
Biological process (GO): phosphatidylethanolamine biosynthetic process
Cellular component (GO): Golgi apparatus; endoplasmic reticulum membrane
Molecular function (GO): ethanolaminephosphotransferase activity; diacylglycerol cholinephosphotransferase activity
Source: RefSeq, a predicted model, not a curated record